AAUUUCUCAAACUGAACCAGGCCUCAGUCCAUCUCCCUCCGUCCUCCGAUGCGCAUCACUGUGACGUCCAUGCUGCCUCCCCGCAUCCUGAGUCCAUGACCGCCGCCGCCGCCGCCGCCGCCUCCUCCACGCACACGCUCCGACACCCCUUCCUACGCAUUCCCCGAUGUUCCUCCGCCACGAUACUCUCCUCCUCCUCCGCCUCCGCCUACCUCCUCACCACCCCCUACUCCGCCUCCUCCACUACGCCAUCAGCCCCGAGCCCCACCCGCCGCCACAACACCCGGCCCCGGCAGCGCCGCACGCCGCCGAGCUCUGGAUCGCCAAGGCGCUCGCGUCAGCGGCCCUCCUUCGUCCGCACUGCCUCCCGGCCUUCCACGGCCUCGCUCCCUCCCCGCUUGCUGCCGCGGCCGCAGUCCGUCUCGCGCCGUGCGCCGGGUCUGCCCUCCGCAUAUUCUCCGCCCUGCACUCCCCGCCGCUCUCUGUACCCCCUUCUGAGCAGUCCUACAGCCACGUUAUCACGUUGCUUUGCCGGUCCGGUCGCCACAGGGACGCACUCAAGCUGUUCGACCAAAUGACGGAUCAGUCGGGGUACUUACCCGAUGCAGUGUUCUUCUCGUUUGUGGCCGGCUCCUGCACCAAUGCUGGCCUUCUUGAUGCUGCGGUGACUUUGCUCACAAAGGCCUCCCAGUUUGGUCGCCGCAUUGAGCCGUAUGCAUAUAACAACCUCUUGAACUUGUUAAUUGCCCGUGGCCGUGCACAGGAUGCUGUUGCUUUGUUUGAGAGCUGGAUUCAGGAUGGGCUGUAUUCUCCCGAUGGCUGGAGUUUUAAUGUUGUCAUUAAGGGGGUGUGUCGGGUGGGGAAUUUCCAGAAGGCACUUGAGUUAGUUGAAAGGAUGACUGAGUUUGGGUGUUCUCCUGAUACCAUCACACACAAUAUUCUUGUUGAUGGGCUAUGUAGGGCGAAGCAGGUGAACAGGGGCCAUGAUUUAUUGAGGAGGCUCCAGAGGGAUGGUGUUUGCAUGCCCAAUGUUGUGACAUACACCUCAGUAAUAUCAGGUUAUUGUAAGGCUGGCAGGAUGGAGGAUGCGUUGUCAGUAUAUAAUGACAUGCUUGAAUCUGGAACAAGACCCAACACGGUCACAUACAAUGUGCUUAUUAAUGGAUAUGGAAAGGCUUUGGACAUGGAAUCUGCAGUGAGAAUGUAUCGGCAGCUGAUUCUCCGUCGCUGCCCUCCCGAUGUUGUGACAUUUAGUUCUUUGAUUGAUGGAUAUUGUCGGUGUGGACAGCUUGAUGAUGCCAUGAGGAUUUGGAAGGAGAUGGGUCAGCAUCAUAUUCAACCAAAUGUAUACACUUUCUCCAUCAUAAUACACUCACUUUGUAAGCAGAACAGAUCAGCAGAAGCUCUUGGUUUUCUAAGGGAAUUGAAUAUGCGAGCAGACAUUGCUCCACAGACAUUUAUAUAUAACCCGGUCAUUGAUAUACUGUGCAAGGGAGGACAGGUGGAAGAAGCAAACUUGAUUGUAACAGACAUGGAAGAGAAAGGGUGUCAUCCUGACAAGUAUACAUAUACUAUUCUAAUAAUUGGGCACUGUAUGAAGGGUAGGAUACCAGAGGCAAUCACCCUUUUCCACAAAAUGGUGGAAACUGGGUGUCGCCCUGACAAGAUUACAGUUAAUUCUUUUAUUAGUUGUGUUUUGAAGGCUGGGAUGCCUAAUGAGGUAGAUCAAAUAAUGCUUAUUGCUUCAGGGCAUGCUUCAGCUAGUCAGAAAGUUCCUUCUCACCCGAGCCAAAGACUAGAUAUUUCAGUUGCUGUAUAGUUGAAUUGUGCUAAAAUAAAGAAUGUAGGGAAGAGCACCUGAGCUGUCUCAGAUGCUUAUUGCAGCAUAGAACUGGGACUUCUCUAGAUGAGAACAACAAAGCAUGGACAUUCAUCUAAAGAAACUCAGGUGUGAAUAUUGAGAUAUUGGUUGCACCAAGGCUACCUAACUAUCAAAAAGUAGUCAAACCAAGUUUAUGCCGUGUAAGAAUGACAAAGGUAAUCUAUUUGGUGCACUGCACAUCCAGUGAAGUGAUUUGCUGAGUCCCAUGAAGAAUCAAACAAGUGUCCAUAGUGCUUUGCUGUGGUGGUGCUACAAAACUUGCACACAUGAAUGUUGGACACGCUCCUGUAAACAUUAUAUCCAAGCAUAUGGUCUGUCAGUCGCUUUGGCCUUUUGCCAAGAUUCAAGAGCAGCUACAUUUGGGAGAUUGUUAACUGGAUAAGAUUAAAUUAGCAGACGAGAACUAAUUGUUUGAAGAAUUGAAUGGAAGUAAAUUUACUCUCUAGCAGUGGUACUUCAGUUGUAUUCUUUCUUUAGAAGCCUCGAUGCUUGAAGAAUUGGAUAGAAGUAGUUUACUCUCUAGCAGAGCAAAUUCUGUGGCCAGCGGCGAGUACUUAUAUUGGAGCAAUGGAUGAUUGUUUCAAACAAGACAGUCUCCCAAGCUAAGAAGCAACAAGGAGAGUUCAGUAGGUUGGUGUGGUUCAAGAGUCUACAAUGGAAAGUCACUGCAAGAACCUUUUCUUGCAAGUUGGACAAAAGCCCUGCAUAAAGUAACUGCAGAAAAACUGUUCUGGUCUAAUAAUGUUGUCUAACUUUCAUAAAGCAUUAUCUGUCUGGUGGCCUUGCUCAGAAGUUUCUCCUUGCUCAUUUGGAUCUAUCUCUUCUGUGAGUGCUUCUUAUGCACAUUCUAACUGAUUUCGUUUGAGGUUGCAACCAUUUUUUAUUCUUUUCAUCUCAAGCUGCUUGUAACAUCUAGAUAUGGAGCACAUGGCAUUUUUAAAUGAUAAUAAUUUUAGCAGAACAAUGAGCAUUUGUCACUGGCACUGUUUCUUAUAUUACAUAUACUUUUGUCUUAAUGAAGUUAGCCUUGUGUAAUCCAUGCGCAUGGAAAGGUACCUACAGUGUCUUGGCUCUGGACACACUCUCUACAUGCUAUGAUCAAUAACUUCUUUUUUUCUGUUUAACUAAUAAGCUUUCAUAUUGCGCAUGAAUCCAUAAAAAUGUUCUGUUCAGCAAUUGAACAUAUGUCAUCAUAAUUGGCAAUAUAAAGCAUUACAUAUGCAGCAAACAUGUGGAUUAGCAUGGAAGCAGUUAUAUAUUGUGUGGUGAGCUGAAAGAAAAGACGACAUUGGAGGAAAGGAAAAAUACCGAGGUGCCACAUGAAACAGGUGAAGAAUAGCUUUACCAACAACUAAAUGGAGGCUUGGCAUAUUGUUAGCAUGUCAUAUGGGAAAGUCGAACGGUAGCAUUGUGGGACAUCGUCAAAUAUUUCUGGCAAGCAGAGUCUUGGGCAGUUAACAAGGGUGUGUUGACAUGUUCAGCGAUCGCAAAGAGGAAUUGCCGGUGAGCUCUUCCCAUCCCACUGAACCUUUGGGACUAGGCAAUCACCUGCUAAAGGAAACUUGAAUCCAUCAUCAUGUCUCUCUGCGGAAUGCAGUUUUAUGUAGCUGGGAGCCGUGAGGCCGUGAGCAUAACUUUUGUUCUUUCUUGACUUGUGAACUGUGGUAGAUGGAACUACUAUUCGUUGCAGCGAAAAUGCUGGUCGCAGAUGCAAAGUGGUCGGAAGAUUCACAAAAGUUGAAGACUGGUGAUAACAACUUCUAGCUUUUUAUUGUAGCCUCGAGACCUUUUGAUUACAUAACGAUGUAUGAUGAUUGAUGCUCGGAGAAAUGGGUGGUUGGGCGCGUGAGUUGCAAUAGUUUUGUUGGGCGAGGUUGUAUCCUCAAACUAUAUAGAAUUGACUACUUCAUCUUCAAACUAUAAAA
This is a messenger RNA of Sorghum bicolor (sorghum), 3807 nucleotides long. Its product is annotated as pentatricopeptide repeat-containing protein At2g06000. NCBI's taxonomy places the organism in Eukaryota, Viridiplantae, Streptophyta, Magnoliopsida, Poales, Poaceae. The transcript is spliced from 5 exons. Bases 167 to 1819 code for a protein of 550 amino acids. Gene Ontology annotation, molecular function: protein binding. The record is from RefSeq and is a predicted model, not a curated record.